UCAGCUGUUAUGACAUAUUAUGACAUGGUUAUGACCGUGUCAUAAUGUAUUAUGAUGCUGGGUGUCAAGUAAAGUAAUGUUUUCUAAAUUAAAUGGUGAAAAAACAAUUGGAACCAUUUCCCUGUUUGACAGCUAGGUUUUAUGGGUAUUAUGACUCAUACUGUGGUACUCUAUGGAGUUGGAAAGAGCACAAACAGAUCUGGGACCAGGCUAGGCAACUAUAAAGUUACAACUACAGUAUAUAGCUACAUUUGAAAAUGCAGUUUCAUUUGUUAUUUCAUUUUUUUACAUUUUUUUCUCCCCCAGAAGGAGAUGUCUAUGUGUCCAACACAUUUCAUUUUACCCAUAGAUGUGGCCUAGCUUCUGAUUCUGGCAAGCAGCCAAGGUUAAACAGCGACACCCAAUCAGAAUUCAGACUCUGCCUAUCCUAAGUAGAAUAAUGUUUGCCUAGCAACACUCUCUCAUUGGCUUGAAAUGUCUAGAUGCUGGGAAAAUGAAACUUAACAGAAUGUAAGGUGAAACAGCGACACCCAAUCAGAAUUCAGACUCUGCCUAUCCUAAGUAGAAUAAUGUUUGCCUAGCAACACUCUCUCAUUGGCUUGAAAUGUCUAGAUGCUGGGAAAAUGAAACUUAACAGAAUGUAAGGUGAAACAGCGACACCCAAUCAGAAUUCAGACUCUGCCUAUCCUAAGUAGAAUAAUGUUUGCCUAGCAACACUCUCUCAUUGGCUUGAAAUGACUAGAUGCUGGGAAAAUGAAACUAAACAGAAUGUAAGGUGCAGCACAUUGGGCGCUGCUUCAGCUCUCUCAGUGACAACAUGGAACAACAAUUAACAGAUCUGUGCAACCACACUAAAAUAGUAACGGCUCAAGGAAGAGGAAGGAUUCUGAAGAUGCUGUUCCUGUUGAUACUCUGUCUGCAAGACUUCACUGGUCAAUGCCAAGUUUCAGGCCAGCCCUCUGACCUGAGGAUAGUUCUGCUGGGAAAGACUGGAGCAGGGAAGAGUGCAACAGGAAACACCAUCCUGGGUAAAAAGGUGUUUAAAGUGGAGGCUUCUCCAGUGUCUGUAACUGCACAGUGUGAGAAACAGAGUGGAGUGGUGGAUGGGAGGAAGAUUGAUGUCAUCGACACCCCGGGACUCUAUGACACAACAAUGUCUAAAGCAGAGAUGAAAGGUGAAAUAGAAAAGGCCAUCUAUAUGUCAGUCCCAGGACCUCAUGCCUUCCUGCUGGUGAUCAGACUGGGGAGGUUCACAGAGGAGGAGAGGAACACUGUGAAGUGGAUCCAGGAGAACUUUGGAGAAGAAGCUUCAAUGUACACCAUCUUGCUGUUCACACAUGGAGAUCAACUGAAGGGCAAAUCAGUGGAGGAGUUUCUGGCUAAGAGCAAAGAGCUACAGAAACUCAUCAAUAUCUGUGGGGGCAGAUAUCACUCCCUAAAUAAUGACAAGAGAAGAGACAACACUCAGGUCCCAGAGCUGCUGAAGAAGAUAGAGGAGAUGGUGAAGAGGAAUGGAGGACAACACUACACCAACGAGAUGUACCAGGAGGCUCAGAGAAAGAUCAACGAGGAAAAGGAGAGGAAGAGACAGGAAGAGGAGAAGAUAAAGAGAGAGAGGAGACAGAAGGAGGAAGAAAGCAGAAGAAGAGAAGAGAAAUUGACUGAAUGCAACUGGUCAGCGCUUGCCAGUAUGGCUGCAUUGGGGUUGGGAGCCGUGUACGGCUCUCCGGUGUCGUUAGCAGCAGGGGCUGCAGUAGCCGCUUGGAAAGGUUAUGAAUGCAUGGGCACCUAUUUCAAAUCAGGUUCCACCUCAAAAGAGAAGAAGGAGUAAGAUUUCCACAUCCACCAUCUCAGAUUGUUUUGAAAUGAAGAUUAAUUAUUUUGUUAUAUAAUAUAAAUAUAAUUUGAUCUCUGAGAAAUUUUGCUAAUUUAUUGCGCCCAAAUUGUCCCUUUUAAUUAAUAGGAUUCAUAUACUAUUCAAUAAAUAUAGUACCCAACAUCUGAUCUGGAUCACUUUUUUUCCCAACAAUGAUUAAGAAAAAAUAAUGGUCAAAAGCCUCAGAUCAGAUGUUGGAUAUUAUGCCUUGCUAUGUGGAGGGCGGUCAUUUGCAUCCCCCCAAUGGUCCAAAUGUGGAAGCCGUACCCUUGCCGAUGUGGUCAGUAAUGGUUUGAGGACAUUCAGAGAUUUGAAAGAUACAUACACAUUACCAGGCAACCCUUUUUUAAUUUAACAAUUUAAUUUGUGGUACUUUUAAAAACCAUUUUGCUUCAGCUGGCCAAAUAUUUGAAAGGAUAAUCUCUGAAAAUGCAUAUCAUUCUACUGGAGAGAGUCCUCUAGUCACCUCACCUUGUAGAUAAUGAUGCACUAACAGACUCACAUACUUUAUUUUCAUUCCAACCAUUUGAUGUCUAUGAUGUACUAAGUACUUUGCUAAAGAUUGUAAAAAAGUCAAACAAAUCCAUAGAGGGUGAUUCACAUAAUCCCUUCUUACUUUCACUUAUCACAGAACCAUUGAUAUAGUUUAACUUUACAAUUGUUUAUCCCGAAGGUCUGGAAAACGACACAUAAAGGAGGAGAUCCUUCUGACUUAGAUAACUACCGUCCAAUUUGCAAAUGAUCUUGCCUUUCCAAAGUUUAGAAUCCCUGGCCAACUGUCAGCUAAGAACUUUUUUUACUUCUCACUCUAUUCUUAAUGUGCACCGAUCCGGUUUUAGACCUGGACAUAACACAGUUUCAGCUGCUAUGCUUGUUUUAGAUGUGUUCAAUUGCUUAGAUCAGAAAAAUUAUUGUGCUGCCUUUCCAAGGCCUUGGACACUAUUGACCAUCACACUAAUUCAAAGGUUGACUGAAAUAGGCCUGAAUCAGGCUUCUUGAAAGUGGUUUGAGAAUUAUCUGUCAGACAGGACUCAAUGUGUUAUUUCUGAUGGUGUCAAGUCUAGUUUCUUGGUACUGGGACCUGUUCUCUUUACUAUUAAUAUAAAUAAUAUUGGUCUAUCUGUUAAAACUUGUAUUAGUCAUCUGUAUGCAGACAUCACUGUUAUGUAUGCCAUUGCUCCAACUGUUGACCUUUGGAUGCUGUCUACCAUAGCGCCCUUCGCUUUAUCACAGGUGACAGUUUUAAUACUCACCACUGCAUCCUGUAUUAAAAGGUUGGCUGGUCCACAUUAAAGUCC
This is a messenger RNA of Coregonus clupeaformis (lake whitefish), 3174 nucleotides long. RefSeq names its product GTPase IMAP family member 7-like. The transcript is spliced from 3 exons. Bases 818 to 1831 code for a protein of 337 amino acids. Gene Ontology annotation, molecular function: GTP binding. The record is from RefSeq and is a predicted model, not a curated record. Lineage: Eukaryota; Metazoa; Chordata; Actinopteri; Salmoniformes; Salmonidae.